UGCCGGCACUCGCGCAUGCUGGUCCGUCAAUGCCGGCACCCGCGCAUGCUCCUUAGCCGUAGGUCCCGAGCGGAGGUUUCAAACGACGCCAGUCGCCAGCAGCAGCAGCAGCGUCUGACCGACGGGCGGCCGCGGCUCCGGCUUCGGCUUCUCCUCAUGGCUUUCUGCACCUUCGUCGGCGGGGAGCUCUACAAGGGCCACUUUGAACCCGGUAUAUACGUCUGUUCAAAGUGUGGACAUGAAUUGUUUUCAAGUCAGGCUAAAUAUGAACAUUCUUCACCGUGGCCUGCUUUUACCAAGACCAUUCAUCCAGAUAGUGUGUCCAAAAGAAAAGAUGGCAAACAUGCACUAAAGGUUUCUUGUGGAAAGUGUGGGAAUGGCCUUGGUCACGAAUUCCUUGACGAUGGGCCCAAAGCAGGCCAGUCCCGUUUCUGAAUAUUCAGCAACUCGUUGAAGUUUGUCGCUGAGAGUCAAAGGAACUCUAGUGGAUAAAUGAUACGAGCUUGGAACUGGCUUUUUAUCGGUUGGAAGUUGCAGUUUGCCUGAAAAUGCCAUGCAACUCGGCAUUAGAUCUCUCGGAAUACUCCAACAAAGGCUUCCAUAUAUCUGUAUUUUUGUUGGUUAGUCAUUACAUGAAGUUUUCUGGAUAAACCUUCUUGAAUGUCCUGGAAAUAGAAACUUGCAUGAUUAUCCUGACAAAAAUACUCGCUCAGUCUUAAGAUAAUUGUAAAAGCUUGUAGUCAGAUCACUUUAUUUUUGAUGAUAUCAGUCGAAACAAGCAUGGAAUUUGCACUAGAAAACCGUUUAAUCUUUUGUAGGAAUUAAGCGGGUCAGGCACCAAUUGCAGAAGGAAUGGACAUGUGACGUUUCAGACUCUGAAGAAGGGUCCAAACCCGAAACGUCGCCAAUCCCUGUCCUUCAGAGAUGGUGCCUAAACUGUUGAGUUAAUCCAGUACUUAAUGUUUUGCUCAAGGUUUCAGCAUCAGCCGUUUCUUGUAUCUCAGUCUUAAUCUUUUGUUCAAAUCCAUUUUGAGUCACACAUGUCAAGAAAAGGUAAUAUUUUACUGUGACUAUCAGUUAAAGAAAACUACUUGUAAUCUUGAGCAAACUGUGCCUGUGUGAUAUUAAAUGUUGCAAAGCAUACAAAAUACCACAAUCACAUACUUCAAUCUAUCAUUGGUUUGGGUGUGUAUUGUUAGAUAUGCAUUUGGUAGGACCAAAGGAAACUUGUAAUUCUCAGUAAUUGAGAGGGGAGCAUGAUUCUGCAUUGAUCUGGGUGUGGUGGCUAAACUUGAUAUCAUUUCUCAAUCAAGCAAGAAUAAGAAGGAGGAGUAAUUGGAUUAGACUGAUUGAUGGCAUUUGCAACCUGAU
Messenger RNA from Leucoraja erinaceus (little skate), 1371 nucleotides. RefSeq names its product methionine-R-sulfoxide reductase B1-like. The transcript is spliced from 4 exons. Gene Ontology annotation, molecular function: peptide-methionine (R)-S-oxide reductase activity. The record is from RefSeq and is a predicted model, not a curated record. NCBI's taxonomy places the organism in Eukaryota, Metazoa, Chordata, Chondrichthyes, Rajiformes, Rajidae.